UUUUUUUUUUUUACUGAAAUACUCCUCUGAUAGCAGCAUGAACACAGGAUCAGGUUCUCUCAGGAUGUUUUCCCCAGUAGAUUCGGUUCGAUUUGGAACCAAAACUUAAACAUUUGUUCCGUUUCCAGCUACUGUGGUUCUGUUUCUCAUGGAUUUUAGUGGUUGGAGGAUUUCUCUUUAGUCUUUGGCUAAACCCCACAGGUUAUUUCCUCCGGUAGCGCUAGGCUAGCUCGUUUGUUUUGGUUGAAUUUACCCAGAAUGCCAUGCGCUGCAGUCCACUUCCUGCUUUUGGAGCGGCCUCCGCUCACGGCAAUAUAACCGAACCUGAGCUCACUUUAACCGAACCCAGAUCGAGAGCCACAUGAGGCAGGCCCCAGAGCAGCAGCAACAGGUGUGUGUCUGAUCUCCUGUGGAUUUUUGCAGCUUCAGCUUCAUUUCCAGUUUUUUCCUGCGGAUCAAAGAUCAAACGCUUCCUGAACUCUGAUUGGCUGAGAUGACCAACCAGGUGAUGAACACCUGUGACUCGGCGGUGGGCGGAGCUCCACCAGAGGAAGCAACUUCUCUACAGGUGUUUCCGGACUCUACUGAGCGCGCUCCAAAGCUCUGCCGGCGGCUGCCCUCCAUCGUGGUGGAGCCCAGUGACGCAGACCAGGUGGAGAGCGGCGAGCUCCGCUGGCCUCCUGAUGAUGUCAGCGAUGAUGUCACACAGCGCCACCAGCAGGCGGCAGGGCGACCCAUGGAGGGGGCGGAGCCUCCAGAGCUGGUGAUGGGCGGAGUCUGACAGCUGCAGUUUUACCCAGGUGAAGAGGCGGAGCUAACACACCUGAGAUGAUUGGACGGCUGACCUCUGAGGACUCAUAAUAAAAAAAAAAACUUUUGAUGUAUUCAUUUUAUUUUUAUUGGUAUUUUUUGAAGAAACAUCUCCUGAUUUAUUCUAAAUCGUAUUUUUCACAGAUCAAUAAAUAGUUUGAUGAA
Molecule: messenger RNA, 975 nt
Organism: Poecilia latipinna (sailfin molly)
Lineage: Eukaryota; Metazoa; Chordata; Actinopteri; Cyprinodontiformes; Poeciliidae
Product: protein LBH-like
Exons: 6
Coding region: 494-781 (95 amino acids)
Source: RefSeq, a predicted model, not a curated record